UUUAGUGAAAAGUUCGUAAAUUUUUUUGGAUUAAUAAUGAAAUUUGCUUGGAUUUUUGCAACUUUGUAUUUACUUAACGGUUUUGGUCCUAGUGUGGUAAACAGUACUUGUGUGUUGGAGUCCGAUUUUGGUAUAAUACUCAACUGCGCUUUUAAGAAAUCUGGUUUGUUUCGAGUACGAAAUCUUGGUGGUGUGAAAGCUCACGUAGGUCUAGGUUUCUCCGUAGGCGAUGAGUUGGGUUUCAAUGAAUCAUUAUCAAAUUUGGAAGGAAAUAAACGUCGAUCAAGUUCGGGACGUGUUGCUCAGACUGCACAGAAAAGGGAUAAUCGAAUAGUUGUGCAAAAUGUCCAAAAUCCUCCAACUAAGGUCAAAACAGAUCGUUCGGUGCAAAGCAGCAACGCGAUUGUUUCAACAACACCACCUGUUAUUAAAAAGAAGGUAACGACUUCAAGUACCACGCCUCCGUUCAAACCAAUCCCACCGGCACUCGAUCCAAAAUUAAUUAUUGGAUCGGCAAUACGACCAACAGCCACGAAAACUACAUCGAAACAAUCAGUUGAUCCCAUUCCAGAGUUCCAUGCAAUGCCUGCAUCAGUUGUGAAUGCAUACACUUCUGCCCAGCAUUCCAAUGAGAAAGUUGCCACGGAAACAAAAGUUAACCAUUUGUCAGCGAAUAAUUUGCUACAACGUGUUAUGACUACAAAUUCAUCCGAUUUAAAUCUAAACGGAUUAUCCGCGGCAGAAUUGGAUAUAAUUGCACGCAAAGAGGCGCUGAAACGAAAACAAAUUCUUAUUGCUGCACAACAAGCUUCUGCUGCGCUUACAUCAACAACGACUACCACAACCCAAGCUCCUUUAACUACAAAAAUCAAUCCCGUACGAAGUGGAGUAGCAGCUACCGCGAAUAAACAUUACUCGACAACAUCUAGUAAAGUCAUGAACGCACCCAAAGAAUAUUAUCCAGUUGGAUAUGAUAAAAAUUUCGAUGAUAACUUUGUAUCGCGUGUGGAAUUACCAGAAACAUCUUUCUAUUGUGGAGACCAAAAACAUUUUCCAGGAUUAUACGCGGAUGAAGAUUUAGGAUGUAUGGUUUUCCACGUAUGCGCUUUAACGGACGACGGAUUAAUAAUGAAAAGUUUUCUAUGUCCUGAGUCUACACUGUUCGAUCAAACAAUUUUAAAAUGUAAUUGGUGGUUCUAUGUUGAUUGCAAGAAUUCAAAAUCGCUGUACGACUCCAAUAUACCAAUCUCGAAGAGUUAUCAACUAAUGAAAGCAUUGACAUUCUUUUCAUCCAUCAAAAAAGAUUCAAGUGAAAAAAAUUAGAAAAAUUUUCCAAAUAAAUUUAGUGUAAUAUUUUACCUCCCCACCCCUGUUUUGUGUCUAGCCAUUUAAAUAGGACUCAUAAACCAAAAAUCUAGUUACAAAAAAUAUAUUAUACAUAUAUAAUAAAUUAUAAAUGGCCAUUUUUUCUUAGAUUAUUUUGUCUUCCACGGUUUACGGAUAAGUUACGGAUAGAGUGUGCUCAAGCCGGGG
This is a messenger RNA of Chrysoperla carnea, 1533 nucleotides long. RefSeq lists its product as uncharacterized. The transcript has 5 exons. NCBI's taxonomy places the organism in Eukaryota, Metazoa, Arthropoda, Insecta, Neuroptera, Chrysopidae. The record is from RefSeq and is a predicted model, not a curated record. Gene Ontology annotation, molecular function: chitin binding. Bases 37 to 1323 code for a protein of 428 amino acids. Gene Ontology annotation, cellular component: extracellular region.